Talaromyces stipitatus ATCC 10500 is the source of this 2430-nucleotide messenger RNA. RefSeq names its product Rho guanyl nucleotide exchange factor, putative. Gene Ontology annotation, molecular function: guanyl-nucleotide exchange factor activity. Lineage: Eukaryota; Fungi; Ascomycota; Eurotiomycetes; Eurotiales; Trichocomaceae. Bases 1 to 2430 code for a protein of 809 amino acids. The record is from RefSeq and is a predicted model, not a curated record. The transcript is spliced from 6 exons.
AUGUCUGAGCAAAUGGAGGAUCCUCCCGCCGUCGAGGACGGCGAAGAAGAAGAUGAGGAUGUCGAAGAGUCAGACGCAGAGACAGGAAAUUGCGAACUGUUGCACUCUCCUCCAGCAGACUACACUCCGCUCGCACCUUCGCUUGAUUCCAGCGCAACAUAUCCAUGGUCGAGAUGGGUCGAUAGUCUUCGGCGAAAACGAGGGUACCGCACAGGAACCUACGUCGAUGGAUGGUUUGAUGGGCCUUCAGUUGACAGAGAUGAUAUUGACCUGACGCUUUGCAAUAAAAGACCAUGGGAUCAGGUAUCCGGCGGAACAGCGUCGAUAUUGGGAACGAUGAAAACAGCAAGCAUGAGUGUACCUCCCUCAAGUGCUCCUAGGUCGAGGACGAAUACGAUUACUAGCAACAGUAAUGUGGUCUCGAGACAGUCAAUGGAAAGCACACGGUCUAGUAUCUACGAUGCAAUUACGCAGGCCGGGAAGGUCAUGGCUAUUAGACGUCGGCAUGUUCUUCGUGAGAUAUACAGUUCCGAGGUGCAUUAUGUUGAUGGAUUGCAAACGGUAGUUCAGAUCCUGUCGACCUAUCUCACAAUGAGGCCGGCUAUAUUGCGCGACUUGCAACGACUGUAUGACAUGCACGAUGCCUUCAGGAAGCAAUUGCAAUCGGUCAGCCCGCGCUCAGCUGAAACUUGGCUGGAUGGAACCCCAAUUCGAAAGUCUACCAUUUUGCAGAAGUUCCAAAAUCAGUCGCUCACACGAAAUAUUCGACGGCGAGCAAAUAGUCAGAUGGGCAAAGAGGGAGCGGACCCGUCAGAGGCUUUGUUGGUAGCAAAAGAGGUCGAUAAGCUGACUACAAAGUUCCAUCUAUACGAAGCAUUCAUCAGAUCUUAUGAUGUCCUUUCCGAAGACCUUACCCUCUUACGACAGAACCAUCCGGCCGCAGGAUUCUGGACAGAAGGCAUCGAGGCACUACAGAAAUCGGUACAUUCGACCCAAAAGAGGAAAGAGAAUUAUAGAAAGGCUAUGACAUUAGAUGAUCUGAUUGCUAAGGCAACCAUGACUGACUCUGAACAGCCGGUGCAACGUGUUUGCAAAUAUCAAUUGCUUUUGACCGAACUGCUGAGAACCGUCCCGGAGACUACCUAUCCCUUGACGCACUCAGAGAUUAAAAAAGUUUUGGAUAGAAACUCGCAGGCCGUCGAUCGUAUCAAUACUGUUGUUGGAGACCCUAAUCUGCGGAUUCGCAUUCAGAAGACCAUCUCUCUGCACGAGCGUCUGGAUUACGGCGACCAGAAUGUUCUCGAGAACGUUUACCAAGAAUUAGGCCCGCUUAUUCUUUGCGGAGUGCUUCAUGUGGCAUAUCAGUCUUCUUCCUCUGGUAUAGCAGGACAGUACUUGGUGUGCAUCCUGUUUCCGGGCUAUAUGGUUCUGGCCAGAGCUAGAAGCGACUCUCGGAAAUUGGUCCUCAUUGCUUCCAUCUACCUAUCAGACAUGACAGUCGACAAUUCGAUGAAUGGACACGGACUUGCUUGCCUUGAUACACCAUUUUCGUGGAAAAUUAUUUUUCAGUAUGGACAGAAACGCUACGAAUUUAUCUUUAGCGCCUCUUCAUCGGCAGAAGAGCGAGGUUGGAAGACGGAAAUUUUGAAAGCAUCCGUCAUGCCGCCGAAUGAAGUGCCAAACAUAUCUUUAGAACCACGACGAUUUUCUUGCGUAUGUAUGCCUUUGGCGCCGUUAGAAGCCGAUGGGCGGUCAUUACUCCUCGAGCGACGCGGCUCUCUUCGAACUUCAUCACCGCGCUCUCCUCUCCGACAUGCACAGAAUCAAGUGAUAAUCAAAAAGACACACAAUCCUAUAUACGAUACCGAGGUUCGACUUCUUCACGAAUCGGAACCGACACGCUCUCGCUCCGAUGCAAAGCAGAAUGUCUCUACACCGACUGUCCUGAUUCCUCUGAGAUCGCAUCGUGUCAAGCUUGAGCGCAGCAUUUCAGGCAUCUACAGUCAAGAGCUUCUGCCGUAUCCAGGAAUGACACUUGGCCGCAGUGACUACAUGAGCCAGACUAUGGUGGGCAAAACUGUAAUGCGUGGAUUGUCUAUACGGGGCGUCUUCCACAGCAGGCGCUCUGCCUCUCUCAGUAAGGCUACAUCAGUCUCUCUUGAUGAUGGCAUCGAACAAGACCGGGAUGAACAAGGUAAGGGGGUGGCGUCGGAGAAAGUUGGUACACACACCACUCUUUGUGACGCGUUAUGCAAAUCGAAGGAUGUUACGGGGGACGAUGUCGUAGCGGCAAAGACAUUUGGCUCUUUUCGACAGAAAAUGACCAAAACCACCUCUGACAAUGGUACCGAUGAAGAGAAUGUGAUCAAGACCAAGAAUAAACCUUGGGUGCCUUGGAAGAGAUGGCUUCCUCCGGCGAUAGUUGGCUGA